AUCAUAACAAACAGGGUUUAAAUAUUUUGAUUAACAACUAGCAUAUGAUAAUAUAACAACCAUAACCAUGAUGAUAAUGAUAAUACUGGCAUCGAAUAUAGAAUGAAUCAUCGUCAUCACCUGUUUUAAGUUCACCAAAAAUCCAUAAUCGAUGUUGAAAACUUCAGCAGCGACAAUACUUUUUGGAGUAUAAAUAAAUAAACCCUGAAUUCACACUUCAUCUUCUCAAUUUAACACUUUUCCCUCUCUUUUCACUUAACCUAACCAAACGUCGUCGUUUUCCGUAUUCCUAAUUAUCAAAACCCCUUUAUCAAUGUCGGCCACCGGUGGCGCUGCCAUCGCCGGCGGAAACCGCAACCGUAAUAAACAUCUCGGCGAAAAUCGUUUCUACAGUCCACCACCGCUAAGGAAACACAGAGAAAAACAAGAACAACAAAGGUCUUCUCUUUCAAGAACUUCGUCGGAGAAUAGACCCGGUUCUUCUUCCGAUUGUUCGAUUUCUUCCCGUGCUACAUCUGAUAUCUCUAAUUUAGAUCGAUUCUUGGAGUAUAUCACGCCACAUGUUGCCGCACAAUAUCCUCCCAAGACAAGUUCUAGGAGAUGGAAAACUAAGGAGGCAGAAUUACUUCCGUACUAUGUACUUGAUGACUUGUGGGAAUCUUUUAAGGAAUGGAGCGCAUAUGGUGCGGGUGUUCCUUUGGUGUUGAAUGGCAAUGAAUCUGUGACACAAUAUUAUAAUGUCUCCUUGUCUGCCAUUCAGCUUUAUAUCGAUCCCUCAAAACCUUCCACACGGUUGAGGAAAUCCAGUCAAGAAAGUGACUCUGAAUCACCCAGAGAAACAAGCAGUGAUAGUAGUAGUGGCUAUUGUCAUGGAAGUAGGAAUCAUCCUAAUGUAUUGGAUGCAUGCCAUCAUGCUUUGGAAAGGGUCUCACUAAGUAAACCUUUGGUGGGUUCAUCAAGUGAAGAGACUGAGAGCUGCAACCCUCCUGGUCAACUUAUAUUUCAGUACUUUGAGCAUGAGACGCCUUAUAAUCGUGAGCCAUUAGCAGAUAAGAUAUCUAGUCUUGCAAGUCAAUUUCCAGAGUUGAAGUCAUACUGGAGCUGUGAUCUUUCGCCUGCAAGUUGGGUUUCGCUGGCUUGGUAUCCAAUAUAUAGAAUACCUACUGGUCCAACACUGCAGAGCCUGAGUGCCUGCUUCCUGACUUUCCAUUCCCUGUCAACCGGUUUACAGAGUUCAAAUACUGAGCCGCUAAAUAUUCAUUAUUCAAGAUGUAGGGACUUGUCAUCCAAGCUAUCCUUACCUAUCUUUGGGCUUGCUCAUCACAAGUUCAAAGUUUCUAUCUGGGAUCCUGAUGGAGUUUCUGAAUCUCAAAAGGCCAAUUCUCUGUCGCGAGCUGCUGAAAAUUGGCUUAGGUUAUUGCGAGUAAAUCAUCCUGAUUACAAUUAUUUUAUGUCCCAUUAUACAUAUUUGAGAUAGCAGAACUUUCCCUGAACAGAAGCAGGCCAACUCUCAAAUAGCAGCUUACGUCGACCCUGCUCAGUAUCACUUCUGUUGUCGAUUAAGUGAACUGUUAUUUUUCCAUGUCUACAUACAUAAGCGCCAGGAUCGCAUGUGUUUUCAUAUUUUACAGCAGCAGGGUCGUUGCUUAACUAGGAGACUUGGGGGGGGAGGAAAGGUGAAAGUAACACAUUUCAUAUUUAAAUUGACCAGCUUCUGAUUCCACAGAAUGAAAAGGCCCUCGACCAAGGUUUUCUGUUUCUUAUGUCACUUACUUGAUGACGACGAAAAUGUUCGAUCGAUACAUAUUUGCCCUGUUACUGCUCGUCUAGUACAGUUGAUGCUGACAUCUGGAGUAUACACCCUUUUGGUGAGAUGUAAUUAUCCUCGGGAUUUUACUACCCUAAGCUGAUUAGGAAAUGUUUGCCAUUAUUAUCACACAAAAAUCAACAUUUUUAUAUGAAAUCUGGUUUUUGUGAUCUGCAGUAUGUAUUUGUAUUUUUUUGGGAGGGUUUACAUGGGAUUGGAAUUCAAAUGAGAUGAAAGUGCUGAUGGCUUACCAGCAGUGAUUUAAAUCAUUGUAAUUUCAUAUAACUGCAACCGUUAAUUAAAACUCAAACAAAUAGACAGCUUAAAAAUACCUAUGAGAAAUUACUGGUGUAAUAAAUUGAAUAAGCAGGUGUAAGGUGUAGUAAGCAGCAUAUUGAUAAUUUC
Molecule: messenger RNA, 2212 nt
Organism: Cicer arietinum (chickpea)
Lineage: Eukaryota; Viridiplantae; Streptophyta; Magnoliopsida; Fabales; Fabaceae
Source: RefSeq, a predicted model, not a curated record